AAACCCUUCUCCGUUGAGAAAAAAAAAGUUGCCUUGGAGCGAUGAAAAAAUAAGUCAGUGAAGAAGAGGAAAAAAUGAAGACUUCGCCAAGAAUAACUCAGUAACUUAGAUAUCACAAAAGCUGUUAUAUAAUGCUCCUGCAGAGAUAUGUAGAUUAAUCAAUCUAGAGAUAAUGAAAGUUAGACAAGCGUGUUAAAGUUUGACGGGGUAGUUGAUAAUCAAGCUCAUAUUUUUCUUCUUCUGGAGUCAAAGUUGGCAUCGAUAGCCUAAUUUACUUGAGGCGGGUGCGGAAGGCUUUUCACCCGACAAAAAAAUAUGAGAGAUAGUCCGAUAAACCAUUAGAUUUUUUAACAAUAAUACUUUAUUUCUAUUUUACCGGGUUAUGUAGCGACCUAUACAUUUUAGGAGCAGUGGUACGAAACUCUAUUGGGGUUAGACUACUUUUGAGGAUAGUUUACAACACUGGGCCAGACGACAACCAUAGACAACCGUUGAAAGUAUUUUACGAAACGAAUCAUGUCUGCUGAGGAGGAGAGAUUCAAACUGGUCGUCGUGGGCGGGGGCGGUGUGGGGAAAAGCGCCUUGACCAUACAAUUCAUUCAGUCAUACUUUGUAUCGGAUUAUGACCCCACCAUCGAGGACUCCUACACCAAAAUAUGCACAGUGGAUGGGAAAGAGACACGAUUAGACAUCUUGGACACCGCAGGUCAGGAGGAGUUUGGGGCAAUGAGGGAGCAGUACAUGCGCUCAGGGGAAGGCUUCUUGCUGGUGUUCGCUCUGAAUGACACUGGCAGUUACAAUGAGAUCCACAAGUUCCACACCCAGAUACUGAGAGUGAAGGACCGGGAUGACUUCCCCAUGGUGCUGGUGGGGAACAAGGCUGACCUGGACCAGUCGAGAGCGAUCUCCAGAGAGGAGGCCCAGGGCUUUGCCAGAGAGAACAGGAUCCAUUACAUGGAGGCCUCGGCUAAGAACCGCUACAACGUAGACGAAGCCUUCCUGGAGGUGGUGCGAGCUAUAAGAAAGUUUCAGGAGACUGAGAGUCCCCCUCUACCUGCAAACCACACAGGAAAACGGAAGAGCGGUGGCUGCCCCUGCACCCUCCUUUAACUGCCCCCUCCCAUGGCAUAGCACUGUUGUCACAGAGACCAAAACCCCCUCACCUCACCACUGAUACAAGUCUUGUCUGACUUACCUGGAGGGAAAUGGGAGGAUUUGGCAAGGGAGUGGAGAGAUAUACACUUGGAAAUGCAAAAACUGUAUGGUGAGGUUUGGGGAAUUGGGCAGGGAUGCUUACGGCAAUGGUGGGCAAAGUGGUGGAGUGAUAUGUUUUCAUUCACACUUAUAAAUUAGCAUCUUCAAACUUUUUUUAUAUACUUUUUUUGUAAUUGUGGUAUUAUUUCAUUAUUGUGCAAGGAUGUAAAGGGAGAGGCCUUGGGCUAGAUGAGAAGAGAGUGAGAGAUGAGUCUAUAGACUGAUGAAAGAAAGAGUAGGGAUGGUAAAGAGUGAGAUCUCACAGAUACUGUGUUUUGGGUAGCUUCCUACAUUGGGUCAACCUGAUGGAAGUAACUGAUUUGACAUUGCUGGAAGGAAUGGAUAAUUUAGGAACUAGGGGGCGCUAUCAUUCAUACCUACAACAGAAAAUGAAAGGAGCCCAGUUAAACUGAAUCGACAAAUUAGAUUUUUAAGAGUGAAAGCUGAAGCAAAAUGAGAGUGAAAUGAUGUGUUUGAAAGACUGGUACUUUUCACAGUGUGGUAUACAUCACCACAGAAUAUAUCAUAUUUUUUUGCACAACUUCAAUGUAGGCAAAAGUAGUUUGACACUAAAGUGCUAUUGUUUAUUUUAAAAUGACUGGGUGGCUGUUUAGGCAUGUCCAGGUUCUUUUGUCUGUGCAUACAGGUGUAGGCCUGCUUUUUAAGUCUUUUUUUAUUGUUAUGCUCUUUGCAAAUGUUUAAAUGUCACACCGCUACCAACCAUGUACAUCAAUGAGUUCGUUUUUGAAUGGUAUUAAAUGAAUGAGUCAAAGCUAAUGAAAAUCUGUUGAAAAGCUUCAGACAAGGCAUCAACUGUCGAAAACUAUUGAUGAAAAACAGAAAGUGACAGAAUAUGGGUAAGUUGACAUAUAAAUACAUCCCAAGAUUUACGCCCAUUGGUUGAGAGAGAUGGUGAUAAUUCCAAGAGUGAGCCCAUAGGCUGAACAGCAAGCAUGAGGAAUGUGCAUUACUGUGCGGUGCUGAUAGGCUAUACGGUAAAUGGGUGAAUUACAUUCCGGACGUAGGCUAUACGGUAAAUGGGUGAAUUACAUUCCGGACGUAGGCUAUACGGUAAAUGGGUGAAUUACAUUCCGGACGUGGCUAAUAGGAAAAAGAAGACGCUAUGCUGAUAACACGUUCGUAUUCAUUCCCACUAUGUCAAUACAAUAGGAAGCUAUGUAAGUUAUGUUUUGCUUACUUGAAGUUACCCGAGCAGUCAGACCAGCCUUCCUGAUUUAACUUCUGUAAACUACACGUGUCUGUCAUGAAAUAACUUGUUUGUUUAGAGAGGAUAUGUAGCACUGGUCUUGCAAACCUUCAUAUAGAUGUAAUUAACACAUGACAAUCCCUUGGGCGAUAUUUCACGCAAAGCAGGAUAGCCAUCUAACGUUCUGAAAUAUUCUGAAUCUGCUCCAAAUUUGUGAGUUGAGUCGGACUCAACUCUGACCCUAAAAAUAUUUGAGCUGUUUGAUUAAUAAUUUGAGUUAUUGAUGAUUGGUUCUCAAAGCUGGCUAUCUUAUUUUCUUUGUGAACGAGAACCGUGUUGAUGUUGGAUCCACAUUUGUCCCACAUUGUUCUUUACCUAAUUAUAAAAUAAUGCAUUGACUCUGCUAUUAAUGCAGUGUAAUAAACCACAAAAAAAGUAUUGUACUUAAAUCUGUUAUGUAGUUAUUUUUAACAGCAGAAAGCCGUUGGUAUUCUUAUACCAAUUAAUCUCAAACUAUAUCAAACUUGCAACCUGUAAUCCAUCAGUAUCUGCCAUGUGUAUUUUGUACUGAAAUAAACCAAAUACCUUUUGUACACGUCACAAUAAAAAAAAAAAACAUUAUUACUCUAA
This is a messenger RNA of Oncorhynchus gorbuscha (pink salmon), 3091 nucleotides long. RefSeq names its product RAS related (gene rras). Gene Ontology annotation, cellular component: plasma membrane. Gene Ontology annotation, molecular function: GTPase activity; GDP binding; GTP binding. The transcript has 7 exons. Gene Ontology annotation, biological process: signal transduction. The record is from RefSeq and is a predicted model, not a curated record. NCBI's taxonomy places the organism in Eukaryota, Metazoa, Chordata, Actinopteri, Salmoniformes, Salmonidae. Bases 517 to 1110 code for a protein of 197 amino acids.